GCCCCACGCUGCCCCACGACGCUCCUAAUGCUCUGUACAGUGCGCAGCACUUCUUCAACUUUGACCACCACAACCCUUUCAAUUCCAAAUCAUGAACGAUAGUCCACCAUCCUAUGAUCAAGCUGCGAAGGGAAAGGAGGAAUCUCAGCGCGAUGUGAAACAACCACAGGAACCAUCCGUUCAGACUCCUUCCAUGCAGACACCUGCUAACUACACAGUUGCCGGCCCCAAUCGAAUUCCUAACGGACUGGAACCAAUUGUUUACCAUUAUACCAAUCCUUUGACAGGCGACCAUGUUGCUUCCUUGUUACCCCCUGAUCACCCAGAAAUGGUUUGCUUACAAGAAGGGAAGCAUAUUCCCAAGUCCAGCUUUGGAAUACUUGGUGUCUUGUCUGCGGUUCUCUGGUUCCCAUUAGGUGUCGGGAUUUGCUUGUUAGAUCGACGAGUCAAGUGUACUCGCUGUGGUCAUAUUAUUAGCGAGUCGUUCUGUGGUCCUCAGUGAGAGUUACCUAUCGUGCCACACCUCUUACGUAUUGCCGCGAAUAUUCUUCGACACAUGUCUUAAAUUACAUUCAUCUGGUACUUUGAUACUUCAACAGUUCUAACUUCCAAUACAUACUAUCAGACAAUCAGGAUCAU
Marasmius oreades (fairy-ring Marasmius) is the source of this 639-nucleotide messenger RNA. RefSeq lists its product as uncharacterized. The record is from RefSeq and is a predicted model, not a curated record. The transcript is spliced from 4 exons. The coding region runs from base 92 to 502 and encodes 136 amino acids. NCBI's taxonomy places the organism in Eukaryota, Fungi, Basidiomycota, Agaricomycetes, Agaricales, Marasmiaceae.